AAUAAAACACUAGUUGUCACAAAUGUCAUCAAAUUCAGCGUUAAAAAUGUCCGACAAUGGCAGAGAUAAAAUUUUACAAAAAAGCUGCAAGUUACUGGGCUAAAGUACCGGCGACGGUAAACGGCGUGCUCGGUGGCUUCGGUCAUAUUUCAGACAUUGACAUAGAUGGUUCGAGAACAUUUUUAAAUCACUUAUUAACACUGGAAGACCCGUUGGAUACAAAACUAGCUUUGGAUUGUGGAGCGGGCGUCGGUAGAGUCAGCAAAUAUUUACUAGUUCCUUAUUUCGAUAAAGUCGAUUUAGUUGAACAAGAUGAAAAGUUUAUCAACACCGCUGCAGAGGUAAUUGGUGAAAACAAUGUGAAACUCGGAACAUUAUACCAUAAGAGCCUCCAGAAAUUUAAACCAGACAAGAUAUACGACUUGAUCUGGUGUCAAUGGGUGUUAGGAUACCUGACGAACAAUGAUCUUGUAGACUUUUUGCGUAAAUGCAGCAAAUCUCUAGCUUCUAAUGGUAUGAUUAUUAUAAAAGAAAACAUAGCACCAACUGACGAACUUGAAUAUGACGAUGAAGAUUCAUCUGUUACUCGCCCGUACAAACAAAUGCUGACAAUAUUUAAUGAAGCAAAUCUUGAAAUAAUCAAAUCUGAAGUUCAAACUGGUUUCCCAGAUAACAUUUAUUCCGUUUACAUGUUUGCUUUAAAACCAAAAUAGGUGAACUUAAUUGAAUAAUUUUUAUU
Papilio polytes (common Mormon) is the source of this 739-nucleotide messenger RNA. RefSeq names its product N-terminal Xaa-Pro-Lys N-methyltransferase 1-like. The transcript has a single exon. Gene Ontology annotation, cellular component: cytoplasm. NCBI's taxonomy places the organism in Eukaryota, Metazoa, Arthropoda, Insecta, Lepidoptera, Papilionidae. Gene Ontology annotation, molecular function: N-terminal protein N-methyltransferase activity. Gene Ontology annotation, biological process: N-terminal protein amino acid methylation. The record is from RefSeq and is a predicted model, not a curated record. The coding region runs from base 57 to 713 and encodes 218 amino acids.